Molecule: messenger RNA, 606 nt
Organism: Gekko japonicus
Lineage: Eukaryota; Metazoa; Chordata; Lepidosauria; Squamata; Gekkonidae
Product: DDB1- and CUL4-associated factor 6-like
Exons: 5
Biological process (GO): positive regulation of transcription by RNA polymerase II
Cellular component (GO): cytoplasm; Cul4-RING E3 ubiquitin ligase complex
Molecular function (GO): protein binding
Source: RefSeq, a predicted model, not a curated record
UCAGAUUGUGGCCAUAUUUUCAUUUGGGAUCGGCAUACUGCUGAGCACUUGAUGCUCUUGGAAGCAGAUAACCAUGUGGUGAACUGUCUGCAGCCACAUCCAUUUGACCCAAUUCUAGCCUCAUCGGGUAUUGAUUAUGAUAUAAAAAUCUGGUCACCGCUAGAAGAGUCCAAGAUUUUUAAUCGCAAGCUUGCUGAUGAGGUUAUAACGCGAAAUGAAUUAAUGCUGGAAGAAACAAGAAACACAAUUACUGUUCCAGCUUCUUUUAUGCUAAGGAUGUUGGCAUCUCUGAACCACAUAAGAGCAGACCGUCUAGAGGGUGACAGGUCUGAAGGGUCUGGCCAAGAAAACGAAAACGAAGAUGAAGAGUAAUUGGCUCUUCUCUGAAUGCACCGAGACGCCAUGACAUUUCCCUUCACUCUGAAAGGUCUUAAUACUCUACAACCUUGCAAGUUACCAUAGCAACACCCGGUCAGAUACAAGACUUCAUUUUAUGACUGUGAAGCUGCUAAAGAUUUUAAAAGCCAAAUAGAUAUCAGAUGAGCCCGACCGCAGGGAGGGUGGCCUAGAAAUAAAAAAUCAAUAAAUAAAAAUUAUUGUACCUGA